This is a messenger RNA of Cajanus cajan (pigeon pea), 465 nucleotides long. NCBI's taxonomy places the organism in Eukaryota, Viridiplantae, Streptophyta, Magnoliopsida, Fabales, Fabaceae. The record is from RefSeq and is a predicted model, not a curated record.
AUGGUUUCGGUGCCCGAAAGAUUUGAAGCCAAGAUUUCUGCAAUUGAAGAGUCUUGUGAUUUGCAAACUCUCACAAUUACUGAAUUGACCAGCAAGCUUCACGCACAAGAGCAAAGAGUCUCCAUUAGAAGUGAUGAAGUUGUUGAAGGUGCCUUUCGAGCAAAGCACAAUGGAAGGAAUUUUGGAAAGGCUGAAUUGAUGAAAAAAUUAAACGGUGCUUACUUUCCUGAGGAGAAACUCUGCAAAUGGUUCACUCAAUUACUGUUGGAAGUGGAAUACCUGCAUUCAAAUUUUGUUUUACAUCGUGACCUAAAGUGUUCCAACAUCUUUCUUAUCAAGGAUCAGGAUGUUCGCCUAGGGGAUUUUGGGCUUGCUAAGACACUAAAAGUAGAUGAUUUGGCAUCUUCGGUGGUAGUAACUCCUAAUUACAUGUGCCCUGAACUGCUUGCUGAUAUUGGUCACUAG